CGAAGUUCUCUGGUGGCAUCAAAGUUGUUUACGUUGACAGGACGCUGAUGUGCUCGUGGACUGUGGUGACGCGUGUUGAUAGACAGAACUCUAGCAGAAAAGAACAAUUUAUUUUGCUGUAGGGCAUGUCGUAGCAGAAGUUCUAAAAUGGUGCGGAAAAAUGUUGCGGUUGUAGUUUUGGGCGAUAUUGGAAGAAGCCCAAGGAUGCAGUAUCAUGCGCUGUCGUUUGCCAAAGAAGGAUUUGAAGUUGAUCUUAUUGGUUAUGAUGGUUCAGAACCGAUCAAGGAGUUGGUAGAGAAUUCACAUGUUAAUUUUCACUACAUGAGACCUUGCCCGGAGUUCCUCAGGCAUUGUCCCCGUAUGGUGUUAUAUGCCUUGAAAGUAAUAUGGCAGAGCCUGACACUUUUGUUUGCUUUGUUAUUCAAGAAACGUUCCAAUCAUGUCCUAGUGCAGAAUCCUCCUGCUGUCCCAACACUAGCUGUCUGUUGGUUUUAUUCACUGUGUGUAAGGGCAAAUUAUGUCAUAGAUUGGCACAACUAUGGUUAUUCAAUCAUGGCCUUAACCCUGGGAAAAAGCCACAAGCUUGUCCGUGUAUCUGAAUUAUUUGAGAGAACAUAUGGAAAAUUAUCAGAUGGAAAUAUAUGUGUCACUGCUGCCAUGAAGACAGAUCUCAAAGAAAACUGGGGAAUAAUGGCAACAACACACUAUGAUAGGCCUCCUCACUACUUUCGUCCCAUCACUGAUAUUGAAAAACACAAUCUCUUUCAAAAGUUGGCUCAGAUAUAUCCAGUCUUUGGCAGUAAUGAUGAUUGUGUCAAUGCUGCAACAGCAUUUACGAAGAUGACUGAAGACGGAAAAGUACUUCUCAGACAUGAUCGCCCUGCAUUAUUAGUCUCAAGCACCAGCUGGACAGAAGACGAAGACUUUUCUAUAUUGUUGUCUGCACUACAAGAAUACGAAGAUGCACGAAAUCUGGAGACAGCAUCUUAUCCUUACUUAGUGUGUGCAGUCACAGGAAAAGGGCCACUUAAAGAUUACUAUAAAACAAUAAUUGCUGAUAAACAGUGGAAGAAUGUAAAAAUUAUCACACCAUGGCUGCAGCCUGAAGACUAUCCUACACUGCUUGCAAGUGCUGACCUUGGUGUAUGUCUUCACACAUCAUCCAGUGGCUUGGAUUUGCCAAUGAAAGUAGUUGAUAUGUUUGGUUGCGGGCUUCCUGUUUGUGCCUACAGUUAUGGCUGCUUACAUGAACUGGUAAAGCACAAAAUUAAUGGCUAUGAAUUUACAAACAGUUCUGAGCUCUCUGAACAAUUGCAGACUUGGUUUUAUCGUUUUCCAGAGAAUGAGACACAACAAAGAAUUGCUGAAUCCUUUCGCUAUGAAUUGAGGAAAUUUCAGCAACUGCGUUGGCACGAAAAUUGGAAGUUUAAUGUUAUGCCCAUUUUUACAAAUUAAAUAAAUAACUUUCAUAUUUUUUUAAA
Schistocerca piceifrons (Central American locust) is the source of this 1481-nucleotide messenger RNA. It is a transcript of the gene Alg1, whose product is annotated as chitobiosyldiphosphodolichol beta-mannosyltransferase. Gene Ontology annotation, cellular component: endoplasmic reticulum. The transcript is spliced from 6 exons. Gene Ontology annotation, molecular function: mannosyltransferase activity. The record is from RefSeq and is a predicted model, not a curated record. NCBI's taxonomy places the organism in Eukaryota, Metazoa, Arthropoda, Insecta, Orthoptera, Acrididae. The coding region runs from base 148 to 1455 and encodes 435 amino acids.